Molecule: messenger RNA, 3414 nt
Organism: Asparagus officinalis (garden asparagus)
Lineage: Eukaryota; Viridiplantae; Streptophyta; Magnoliopsida; Asparagales; Asparagaceae
Exons: 6
Coding region: 1-3414 (1137 amino acids)
Source: RefSeq, a predicted model, not a curated record
AUGGCUAUGGAUGGCACCUGUACACACUGCCAUGGGUCAGGGCAUACCUCUCGAGAUUGUUAUCACGGUAUUACUUCUCGUGCCCCUCCAAGGAUGCUUACCGUCCCUACCAACACCGCCAGCACCAUCCUACAUCUCUCCGCGUUCGCAAUCUUCAAUCUUAGGUCUGGCCAUCCAUCCGUCCAGGAGCUCAGAGAGAUUCUGGCUUUUCACUUCAAUCGUAGUUCAUGGCCCUAUCAAAUCAAAGAAGCGCCAGGAAAGAGCUUCAUGGUGCAGUUUCCAUCCGUCGCCCUUCUUACCCAAGCCAUAGAGCUCGGCCUGGUAGAUGGGAGCACCUUUACGGGCAGAUUCCGCCGAUGGAAGGAGGAUCUCAGACUUUCAACGGUUCCCCAACCUUUUCCAGUUGAUUUCACCAUGUCUCCAAAGAAGACUCGUGGUUCGAAGGGAAAAUCAGCGGCACCAGCACCUGAGGAUGUCGAGGCUGCAGUUCCAUCCUUUGGGGUCCCCUUUCCUUCUGUGGCCUUCUCUGAUAGAGAGGAUCCAGGUCAAAGCGGUACUCUUCAUGCCUCUUUCAACGGCGACUUUCUGGUUAGAGAGGCUCGCCAAUUUAGCGAAAAUCGUGAUAAUAGUAUUCCAGAGUUGGUUCGUGAGGGAGGUCGUCGUACCCUGCGCGCUCUUUUGACUGAUUCACCCCUAACUCCAAUUCGAGAUUCUACUGAACCGUUGAAGAAGACUGAUUAUCUGUUCGGAGAUUCGGUAGAAGAUCCAGACAAACUUUGCCGUGGCUCUGAAAUUUGGUUGAAUGAACAUGAAGGUUCUUUUCUAUUCCUUCCUCCAUUUCCUCGACAGUACUCCCUUCUGCAAUUGAGGAAUUUGGCUGUUUCGAGGGAAAUGACGUGGCACUUGACAGAAGACCAUGAGCACGUUCAUUGCGGCUAUAUUGGUAAAGAUAUUAGCGCUCCUGGCUCCGUCGGUAGGCCUGAUGUUCGUGGUCUUCACCCUGGUAUAUUUGGACCAGAUGGUGGGCCCCAAAACGAACUGAUGAUAAGGGCCAAUACCGUAAAGAAUAAGCUCGCUCGGGUUGGUCGAGAACUUCCCAUUCCAAGAUUCAGGUGUUAUGGAUGGGUUCACUCUCUUCCUGACAAAUGGUGGGCUAGGAUGACCAAAUACGUACUCCAUCGUUGGGAUCAGGAGUUGCGGGAUUUGGGAUUAUAUGCUCCAAUCCGAGCUAGUAUGCAUGGUCUCCCAGUGAGUGCAGAUCAUUUUAUGGCUUUGUUCGAGUCUUAUAUUCCGGAGACCAAUACCUUUCUUACCAAGUAUGGGGAAUUAGGGCUUCCGCUCCACGAAAUGAUGAAGGUAUCCGGAUUGCCAUUGGGGAAUACUCCUUACCAAGAAUAUUUUCCUAAUAAUCGUCAGUUGAUGAAAAUGAAGAAGGCCUGCUCUCCUGCUUAUGACAUCCUCUGGGAGUUAACUUGUCAUUAUCAGAUAGCGAUAGCCAAGAUUGAAGUGAAGAGUAAGAAGGCGGCUCGAGUCAGUUUAAAACAGUUCGCCGACUACCUAUUUCAGAACCUUGAGAGCCCGACCGGUGAAGAAGUCUGUGAAUCACCGAUUCUGACCCCUUCUGACGUCAACCAGCUAAUCACGAAGAUUAAUGCUCAGUCUUACAGAACUGAGUCAUCUGAAGGUGGUUUUCUUAAGGGCACCAAGUUCAACACUUUCUUGUGGCAAGCCACAAAGAGAAUGAAGCCUGCAACUCUUCUUUCCGGUUAUCUGGCCAUUUGGCUAAAGAGAUGUGUAGUGCCGCAUCAGUCUUCUGAGGCGCUUCCUCUUGAAGUUCUCUUUCCCGCCGUGCAACUAGUUGUCAGAGGCAGGUUAUCUCUUCUUUCUGCUAUGAUUGCUGACCUCCAUAGCGGUUUGCGUAACCUAGCCAACACCUUUACCAAAGUGGGUGCCGAGCCUUCAACUAAGAUUCCUUUGUCGAGCGUCGAAUUUCCGUACACCUAUUUGAUGGCGUGGCUAGUUCUCCAUCGAUCGGACAUGAUGUCAGCGCCUGAUGCGUCUGAUCCAGAAAUCCCCUUGCUGCAGCUCUUAGAAGGAUGUAAGUGGUUAUAUCCUUCCCGACCAUGGACUGACCGUGUGAGGCAAUUCAAGAAUGCCAAAUGCUGGGAAUUCUAUAAGUGUUUCCCUCGGUUUUCUGGUGCCUAUAAUGACACGCUUGUUGACGAGGAAAUGCCUGGGGCUAACAGGACCUCUCUCGAUACGGGUAGUUUUCAUUGGCUCAUGAACAUUCGCCCAGGCUAUAAUGUUUUUCGAUCGAAGAACAUUUGCAGGAUUGAGCCUUAUUUUCCUUGCCGUUUUGCGCGACAAUUCGGCUACGAUCAAUUGUAUAUCGGGAAUCCCAAUAAAUGGUUGAUAAACUGCGGAGGCCUUAUUGAUGGGGUACGUGCCUGGUUCUGGAAUGUUGCUGGCUGUACCGGAGCUCGAUUUAGUUUGCCUGUCGCUGAGCCUGGUCUUUACUUAACCUUCCUCUACUGCCGGUGGAUUUUAGCCGCCAAUACUCCUCUUGCGAAGAAGAAGCUCCACGAACUGGAAUCCGAGGCUGUAGUUCGGAGAAUUGUAUCAAAAAAAGGAAAGGAGCCCGCUACGUCUUCUCGUAAAGGAAAACAGGUAGCUGAUUCCGAAGAGAGCGACGACUUCGAGACAUCCAGCGAAGAGGAUGAGACCCGAGGCGACGCAGAGGGUGAUGUACCUUUGUCUCCCGUGGCUCACAGGACUCGUCGAGCUUCUUCGCCCAAAUUACCCGGUGCUCCUUCAAAAGGUAUACAAAUGAAGGAAAAGAACAUUCCCCUGUCGUCCUCCAACAAGAUGACCUUGAGAUGGCUUUCUCAGGAGGGAGAGGCAGAAGAAGAGGAAGAAGAGGUUGCCCCGCUUAUUAACAGGAAAAGAUCUCGGCUUACUGCUCCUUCUGAGGUUCAACCUCAGCCGACUCAAGGAACCGAAUUACGUACCAAGUUUCGACAUGAAAGCUCCGAGGUUCCUCGAGAUUCUCGUGCCUCGAAGAGGAUUAAAAAGACGGCUCAUCGGGAACGCCAACUUUCUCCGUUAUUUGAGGAGAAGUUUACUCAGGAUCUUCCAGUUGAUGAAAGGGUUGAAUCAGAAGAGGAAGGGGAAAUCGUGCCCAAGCCUUCUUCUCCGGGUUUAAUGGAUGUUGAUGAAUCUAGCUUCACUGAACAAGUGCACAAGGCUAUGAACGAGGAACCCCUUCAUAUGGACAUUGUUCCUCCUCCAGCCACCACAUCGACCUCGCCAACCGCAGAUACAGUUAAACUAAAGGAGGUGAGUGCGGGUAGUAGCGCUGCUAAUCCCGCAACUAUUGUUGAAGGAACCUCCAAAGAAUUUGAUAUUUGCAAAUAA